AUGAUAGACUUAUUUGGAAGACAAAGACAGUGCCUGCGUAUAAUGGGUCAUCAUUUUGUACGUGAUAAAUCGGUGUUGUUAAGGAAAUGGCGCAACAUUGUAUAUUUUGGUGUCCUAAUGUUGGUCAUGUCGGCCCAAUGGCCCAUGAUAAAUUAUGCCAUUUAUUAUAUUGACAACUUGCAAUUGGCAACGGCAAGUUUAAGUAUUUGUUUCACCAACAUACUGACUGUAAUAAAAAUUACAACAUUUCUUAGCUAUAAAUGGCGUUUUGUUGCUUUGAUGACAAAGUUGGAAACUAUGUAUCAGGAAUUGAAAGAUUCAGCUGCCAAAACAAUUUUAGAAACUGCAAAUCGUUCAGCUAUUAUGGUGGUUAAACUUUAUUGGAUGUCUGUUUGCAGCACUGGCACCUAUUUUAUGAUGUCUCCAGUCCUAAAAAUUUUAUGGUCAAAAUUUCGUAAUACAAAUGCCGUAUGGGAGUUACCCAUGCCUAUGAGAUUUGCCUUCGAUUUUGAGACAUUUCCAGGUUACGAAUUUGCCUAUAUCUAUACUGGUUUAGUAACUCUAUCUGUUGUUAUGUAUGCUGUAGCCACUGAUGGCCUAUUUGUAUCAUUUGCGAUAAAUUUAGUAUCACAUUUGAAAAUACUACAAAAAUCUAUUGAAAAUAAUACAUUUUUAAAAUCCGACGAAGAACUACACAAAGAUCUGAAGUCUUAUAUUGAAUAUCAUAAUUUAAUAUUAAGUUUAUAUAAUGAACUACGUGAUAUUUAUAGUCCCAUAGUGUUUGGACAAUUUCUGAUGACUUCAUUGCAAGUGUGUGUGAUUGUUUAUCAAAUGGUAACACAUAUGGAUACAAUUUUGGUGUUAAUUAUAAAUUGUACAUUUUUGACUUCAAUUUUAUUGCAACUUUUCAUAUAUUGUUAUGGCGGUGAGAUUCUUAAAUUAGAGAGUCUCAUGGUUGGUAUUUCAGUACAACUAUCAAAUUGGUAUAAUUUGAAGCCAGCACAUCGUCGCAUGUUGGUCUUGUUGAUGUUACGGUCGCAACGUGAAGCAAUUAUUAAAGCCGGUUUUUAUGAGGCAUCUUUGGCCAAUUUUAUGGCGAUUUUGAAAGCUGCCGUUUCAUAUAUAACACUUAUACAGUCUAUUGAGUAG
Molecule: messenger RNA, 1149 nt
Organism: Lucilia sericata (common green bottle fly)
Lineage: Eukaryota; Metazoa; Arthropoda; Insecta; Diptera; Calliphoridae
Gene: Or82a
Product: odorant receptor 82a
Exons: 6
Coding region: 1-1149 (382 amino acids)
Biological process (GO): sensory perception of smell; detection of chemical stimulus involved in sensory perception of smell
Cellular component (GO): plasma membrane
Molecular function (GO): odorant binding; olfactory receptor activity
Source: RefSeq, a predicted model, not a curated record